This is a messenger RNA of Myxocyprinus asiaticus (Chinese sucker), 8676 nucleotides long. RefSeq names its product L1 cell adhesion molecule, paralog a (gene l1cama). The coding region runs from base 1337 to 5170 and encodes 1277 amino acids. Gene Ontology annotation, biological process: cell-cell adhesion. Gene Ontology annotation, molecular function: protein binding. NCBI's taxonomy places the organism in Eukaryota, Metazoa, Chordata, Actinopteri, Cypriniformes, Catostomidae. The transcript is spliced from 30 exons. The record is from RefSeq and is a predicted model, not a curated record.
CACAAAUGCUGUCGAUUGAGUUUAAGUUGUAUUGAACCUGGAAUAUGUCUUUGAUAUCUUAUGUCAAGUAAAUAUAUCUUGUUUUAAGAAUGUUUAGAUAUUUUUACAGGAAAACAAGACAAAAAUGGUAAUUAAGUAAAUUAUUUUUUAGCAGUAAAUGACUCGGGCUCAAUAUUCCAAGUCUUCUGAAGCCAUACAAGAGCUUUUGAAUGAACCAUUAACUUAAGUUUGUUCUUUUCAAUGAACUGGUAAAUCCAGUUAACAAACCUUCACAAAUCGUAAAUUGGAUUUUGAUUUCUGUUUACGGACUCGAGGAGAGGAAGAUUAUUCAUGGGAUAUGACUUAAAUUUUGUCUGUUGUGCAUAUGUUAUAGUAUAACAGAAUACUCUGAAAACAGCAAGAGUCAUGUGGACAACUUUUAUACUGCUUUUUGUGUGUGCGCAUCUGUGUGCCAUUUUUGGAUCUUAAAUUCUUCAUGUUUUUUUGAGUUUGGAACGACUUAAAGGUGAGUAAAUGAUAACAAUCUUAAUUUUGGGUGAAAUAUUCUUUUAAGACUUUAGCUACGUAGCUUCUGUUUGUGCCCUUCUCACCGUUUGCAUCAGAGCUGGUGUGAUGAUGGUGUAAUGAGGUUGCAGUGUCUCAGACCAUCUGGACCUUCCAGGAAAGUUUGCUGUGAAGAUACACUUCUAUCAGCCUGGACACACCAUUUUUCUUCUCUUCACCCUAGACAGCAGGACUCCACUUGACUAGACCGGUGUCUCAACAUAGUAUGCAGGAUUGGAGAUCCAGCCAACCACAGAUGAAAUUAUGGACAUUUUUCGUUUGGCACCAAGGGAAUGCUGAGCGGAAAGCAGGAUGAAGACAAUAAAGUAAUGGUCAGAGAAUGAAGGGAGGGAGGGAGAGAUGGAGACUGAGAGAAAAUAGGCAGCAAGCUGGAGAAAAAAGGGUGAUGUCACUGCCUCUAGACGGCAGCCAAUCAGAGGCAGGGAGAGGCAGUGAGGGAGCCAGAGAGGGUGUGUUUUCCUCGCACUGCAGCAUCAGCAGUGAAGAGAGGCCACAAUCAAUCUGAGGCACAGCAAGAGACACAAGAAUCUUCAGGGACAGAAAAAAACACCAGACGCUCAGAGUUGCCAGAGGAAGAAGGGAACCCGAAGCCGUUUCAAACCUGCAGAGUGAGAGUACGACAGGAGGGAGUGGACCUGUAAGAGACUUAGUAGAAGAAACAGAGUAAGUGAGAGAGCAGCAGAGAAGGAGGUAGAUUGGAGGUCUGCUUUUCUCUGAGUGAGAUUAUCCAAGGUUUUCCUACCGGUUGUGUUUGUGCCUGGAAGCAAGUGCAAUGCCUGCCACGUCACAAGAGCAGGUGGGCAGCAGGGGGCGAUGUGCACCUCUCCUGUUGCCUCUGCUCUCUCUCCUCCUGCUGUUCCUCACUCCCAAGCCUGGGCAAGCCACCAUCAACAUCCCAUCUAAAUACAAAAUUAGAGACUUAAAAAGCCCCCCAGUGAUAACUGCCCAACCACAGUCUGUCACCACCUUUUCAGCAGAUGACAUUACACUCACCUGUGAGGCAACUGGGAAUCCUCCACCCACGUUCCGAUGGGUAAAAGAUGGUGUGGAGUUUGACCCGUCUCAAGACCCUGAACUUUCAGUGUCCAGAGAUUCUGGAACUUUUUCAUUGACUGCCAAGGAUGGACCGAUCCACCAGUACCAGGGCCGUUAUAGCUGCUACACGUCUAACGAGCUUGGCACAGCUGUGUCUAACGAGGCUCACAUCAUCACAGAUAACACUCCCACUUUACAGAAGGAGAAGAAGGUGUCAAAAAAAGUGGAGGAAGGAGAGAGUGUGGUGCUUCCUUGUAACCCUCCUAAUAGCACUGUGGCCCCAGUCAUACACUGGAUGGAUAAGAGACUCAGGCACAUUCAGCAGAAUGAGCGUGUAAUUCAGGGUCGGGAUGGAAACCUGUACUUCUCUCAUGUGACUGAGGCAGACAGCCGUGAAGACUACACCUGCAGCACUCAGUUCCUCAGUGCCCGUAUCAUCGUGCUCAAAGAGCCCAUCAAGCUGACUGUUGUCCCCUCUAAUUCGGUUGUGCGUAACAGAAGGCCACAAAUGAUGAGACCCACUGGGUCCCGCAGUUCCUACCUGGUGCUCAGUGGCCAAAACCUGGAGCUGGAGUGCAUUGUUCAGGGCCUGCCCUCUCCCAAAAUCAAUUGGAUCAGGAUAGAUGGAGUCCUGUCUGAGUCCCGCACUUCCAAAGACAGUUAUGACAGAGUGCUGCGCUUCAAGAAUAUCUCUGAGUCUGACAGUGGCGAGUAUCAAUGUUCUGCCACCAACCUGCAGGGCAUGACCACUCACACCUACAGCAUCACUGUAGAAGCUGCCCCAUACUGGACUAAAGAACCAAAGAGCCAGCUGUAUGUACCGGGAGAUACAGUCAAACUGGAAUGUAAGGCUGACGGCAUUCCCAGCGCUGUGGUCACCUGGAGCAUCAAUGGCAAUCCUCUUACUGAUAUUGACCCAGACCCCAGACGCAGUGUGAAACAUGGCAUACUCACUCUGAAGAAUGUAGAAAUUAGCGACACAGCAGUGUAUCAGUGCAAAGCCGCUAAUAAGCAUGGAACAGUCCUCAUCAAUGCCUAUGUCUAUGUUAUAGAACUACCUCCUAAGAUUCUGACAGAGGACGGCCUCAUGUAUUCAGUGGCAGAAGGACAGACGAUCGAGUUGGCUUGUGAGACCUUUGGCUCUCCUCUGCCUAAUGUCACAUGGGAGUCCUGGGGUGCUCUUGUAGCCAACCCUAGGAUGAGUCAUCUAUCUGAUGGUUCUCUACAAAUCAGUAAUGCCUCUCUUAAUGACAGUGGCCAGUAUACUUGCACUGUCAACAAUAGCAAAAUCUCCAUCACAGCUGAGCUUGAUGUACUCAACAAGACAGUCAUUGUGAAACCUCCAUUGGCUCUGCGAAUCCAGCGGGGCAAACCAGCCACCCUCACCUGUGAGUACCAGGUGGACUCCAGACAGGAUGCCCCUCAAGUCCAGUGGAGGAAGAAUAGACAAAAGCUCUCAGAGUCCUCUGAUUCAGACAAAUACAUGCUAGAUGAAUCCACCCUCAUAAUACCUGAUGUCGAGGAAGAGGAUGAAGGGAUUUAUACCUGUGAGGUCAUCACAACGCUGGAUAUGGCUGAAGCAAGUGGAUCCAUCACUAUAGUUGACCGACCAGAUCCUCCAACCCAAGUCCUGAUGACCGAACCUAAAGAACGCAGUGUGACUCUCAGCUGGACACCUGGAGAUGAUCACAACAGCCCUGUGCUAGAGUAUUUGAUUGAGUUUGAAGAGACAGGAUCUGAAAGAAAGGAAUGGGAAGAACUAACCCGUGUGUCGGGCAGAAAUCGCAGAGCUACCCUUCCUCUGAAGCCCUUCAUUUUUUACCGUUUCCGGGUCAUCGGCAUCAAUGACAUCGGCAAGAGUGACCCAAGCAUGCACACGGAGACCUAUUCCACACCAGCAGCUCCUCCAGACAGCAACCCUGAAGGAGUGCGCAGUGAUUCCAUCGACCCAGACACCCUUGUCAUCACAUGGAAGGAGAUGGACAGGCGUAGUUUCAAUGGCCCUGAUUUUCGCUAUAAAGUAAUGUGGAGAAAGGUUUUGGGCAGUGGUCCUUCCUGGCACACCAACUACACAACCUCUCCACCCUUCAUCGUCACAGAUGUGGGCAACUUCACGGCCUUUGACUUAAAAGUUCAAGCUGUCAAUGAGAUUGGAGAUGGUCCAGAUCCCAAGUCCACCAUUGGAUACUCUGGAGAGGACUACCCUCUUGAAGCUCCACUGGAUGUUGGAGUAGCCCUGAUCAACAGCACUGCCAUUAAAGUGACGUGGGCGACUGUGAACAGAGAGACAGUGAGGGGUCGUCUGCAGGGUUACAAGAUUUAUCUGAUGCACUAUGGCCCUGAAAGCAGACACCUCAGACGGGAGCGUGUCAGGGAGGGGAAGCCAACCAAUGUCUCGGUUGUGACCACGGGCAGUUCGGAGGAGAGGAAAGUUCUAGGAGAUCUGCAGCCCUACUCCCAUUAUGCACUUGCUGUCAGUGUCUUCAACAAUAAAGGAGAUGGACCCCAGUCUGAACCCCUCACUUUCCACACACCGGAGGGAGUACCUGGUCCUCCAUCAUCUCUGAUUCUGGAUAGCCCCUCAGAAACCGAAAUUACACUGCACUGGACUCCACCCACCCAGCCAAAUGGAGUCCUGAUUGGAUACUCAUUACAGUAUCAACAAGUUGACAAUGAAGAUGGUCCUAUGCAGGUAGAAAUGAUUAAUGGCCACAGUGCAUCUCACUUCACCUUAAAAAAGCUUGACCCUCACAGUCGUUACCGCUUCUACCUGCGGGGGCGCACUGCUGCUGGAGAAGGCCUGCCUGUCAUUAGAGAGGGAGCCACUACACUGGAUGGAGGUCCUCCCUCCAACAUUAGCCUAUCGAUUGGAGAGACAUCAGUCAAUCUGACAUGGGUGUCCAAAGAGAGACAAAGAAGCGUGGGUUUCCUUAUUCAUUACCUGAGAAAAGAUGGCAGGGGUAAAUGGAAGCGUUCUGAAAGAGUGAACACCUCUCAGUCCUUCUACAUACUGCAGGGGCUCCAGCCCGGAUCCCAGUACCGCCUGCACUUUGACUUCAGCAACAAAACUUUCUGGGAAACUGAGAUUGAGACAGCGGGAGCAAGAGUCAUGGAGGUGCAGGGUGCUUUUGUCACAGAGGGCUGGUUCAUUGGACUUAUCAGCGCGCUAGUGCUGUUGCUGCUGUUACUGCUCAUUCUCUGUUUUGUAAAACGGAGCAAAGGUGGCAAAUACUCUGUUAAAGACAAAGAAGAAGGCCAGAUAGAUUCUGAAGCGCGGCCAAUGAAUAACGAGGCUUUUGGAGAGUACAGAUCGCUGGAGAGUGACAAUGAGGAAAAGCGGACGGCGAGUCAGCCGUCUCUGUGUGAAGACAGUAAGCUGUGUACCGAUGAUGCACUAGACGACUACCCCAACAGCAACAGCGUGCAGACUGAGGUGAUCAUGGACGACUCACUGGCCAGUCAGAGCAGCGGAGUUCGAGAUGCUCCUGAGACUCAGGAAAGCUCCCCUCUAAAUCCUGCCACAACCAUCUCCCACCAAGGCCUGCCCAACACUGCUGCCCUCCUUGAUUAGAGCUGAGCAUGCCUGAGACCAAAUGUGGAUUCACACACGUGCCCACUUGUUGCAACCCUUCAUGACUGACCAAAUUAUCAACAGUCCACAAUAUUGAGACCUACAAACCAAACAGAUGCCAAGAAAAAAUAGCAGAAGCAUUGCCAGGACUUACUUCAGACAUAAUUGGACCAACACAACACUUUUAACACAGCCAGAAGGAAAUAUUCGACAUAAAACAUACAAGGACUGCCAUGCUCAUUGUUUACAGAUAUUAUCUCUCAUUUUGUGAUUUACGAUAUUGUCGUUUUCAGUUAUACACACACAAGACAAGAAUAUCCCAUGUAACUUCCAGAAAAGACUUCUUUGAUAAUCCAGAUACAAAUAAAGCAGAUGCUGAGCUCUUAUGGCGGAUGCCGAAUCAAAUAUGGAGUUGGAUUCAUCUGUAAUCCUGUAACAAGUGUUGUGGAAGUAGAACAGGUAGAGUGAGAGACUGAGGGCCUUAAAAUCAUGAGUAUGUGCGCUGUGCAAGCAUAUCGACAGCUCAAGCUGGAUAUUGAUUGCAAAAUUUAAUCAACUAAUUGUGUUUUGUGCUUUUCUACCAUUUUGGUUUUUAAAGAAGGCAUCAUUAUUGUUUGAAGACUUGUCUGUGGCAUUUUUUAAAAUUUAUUUUUUAUUUAUUUUUUUACUCAAGAAACUUUCAUGUCGUGCUUUGUCAUCUAUACAUAAUUGAUUGUAAUAUAUUUGUGAUUCAUUAAAAGAUACGUAUCCACAUGCCCUCAGUUAAAAUAACAGACUUCCAUACUGUAAAUAUAUGAGAUGCAAUGAUUCUACGACAUAAGAUCGUUUAUAGCAAGCUGUACAUAAAAGCAUCUAUCAAUUUAGCCAAAUACAGUAUUAUAUCUUCUCUCAUCUCUCCAUUGGUUCCAGUGCCUGCCUACAAAAACAUACUCAACCAGAAAUGUUACCACCACCAGGGAUAAUUCACCUGAAAAUGAAAAUCAUUUACUCACCUUAUGUUGUUCCAAACCUCUUUGAAUUUUUCUUUCUUCCAUACAGGAAAAUGUUAGGCAGAAUGUUGGGGACUGACAGCCUCAGCCACCAUUCACUUACUUUGUAUGGAUAAAAGAUGCAAUGAAAGUGAAUAGUGACUGAGGCAAACAUUCUGUCUAGCAUCUUUUGUGUACCACGGAAGACAGAGAGUCACGCUGCUUUGAAACGACAUGAGGGUGACUAAAUGAUGACAGAAUUUUCAUUUUCGUGUGAAAUAUGCCUUUUUAAGCAUUUCCCACAAUGACAUAUUUGUCUUUUUUUUUUAUUUCAUUUUUUUGAAGUGUAGUAGUCUGUAUUGACAGUCACUCUCUUGCAGUCCUGUUAGUGUAAAGCCAUAAGAAUACACGCGUAAGGUGCGUAGUAAGUUGUGAGGUAGUCAUGAGUUAGAUAGGGUUGUAAGAGAGAACAUUACACACUCAGAGACGUAUAUAAUUUAGUUUGGUUACAUAAAAUGCAAUCAUGUAUGUUCUGGCUUGUGUCUUACUACACAGAGAAUGUAUGCUUUGUUUGGAUGGGAAAUAUGAUUCCAUACCAGUAUACCAAAUAGCAUUUGUUCCUUUUUGCCUUUUGGUUAUUCUGAUUUCUUGUUUGAUAAACAAAUAUAGCAGAAUAUAGCACUGAAAGAAUCUAUGGCAAAUCUGUUUUUUUUCAAGAGAGGGGCACAGGGGAAAAAAAAUCUCCUAAGGGGGUAGUUGACCCAAAAAUGAAAAUCAUUUCAUUCACAUACUCAUUCCUAACCUGUAAGACUUUUAUUGUAUGGAAAAAAGAGCAGAGUCAACAUUCUUCAAAAUUUAACUUGUGUUUCAUGAAAGAAAGAAAUUCAUACAGGUUUGGAACAACAUGAGGGUGAAUAAGUUAUGACAGAAUGUCUAUUUUUUGGGUAACUAACCCCUUAAUUUUCAGAUGAAUGUAAAUAUAACCCAAAAGAUUGUUUAUGAUGUUUGAAUCUUAUGUUUUAGGUUUUGUAACUGUUCGUUUGUUUCAUUUUUGUAACUUUUUUAAACUUUAGAGUAACUUGUUAGUUGUGACAUGAGUGUGGUAGAUAAGUAGUGUAGUGCAUAGUUUUCAAAAACAAAGAAAAAAGUCCUUUGAUAACUAAAUGUUGCAGGUUCUGAUAAAAAAUACAAUUGUAAAAACAGAUUGGAUAAAAAAAAAAAAAAAAGACAAAUCACCAUAACUUUCAUCUAAUUGAAGUAACUGACAAAAUAAGAUCAUGCUCAUAGUUUCCUUAGUUCUGAACAAUGGCAGUAUUGUGUGUGUCUGAUUCAAGUAUAUCACUGCAGUGGCGGGGCAAAAGGAAGGAUGCAGUCAUUGUAUUUGCACACUGCACACACAUACACUCCCAGGGAGCAAUAUGCGUUGAAUCAGAUCUCAGAGACCACUGUUUUUGCAGAGUUAUUCCCAGUCCUUUGGGACAGCUGUGGAGGCCAGACUGCUCUGUUUUUUUUUUUUUCCGAUCUGUGUUAGCUUCCUCCACAAAAGCUGUAUAGAAACACUCAGGACAAAAGUCCCUUAGAGAUCUAUUUUCUUACAGGAGGGGGGAUAGUGAUGCAAAUUAUAUUCAACUCAAUAUUCAUCUGAACUGCUGCUAGUCUUGUGUAUUUUGUCAGUGUCUUGACUGUGUAUUGAGAAUGGAGAUGAACUGACUUUCAGAUAUCCACUAUACUGCCCUCUACUACUGCAAGAGAAUUGAGGGUGCCGCUUAAAGUCAAUAUUAAAUAUAUAUAGACCCUAUUUACUUUCUCAAUACACAUUCUUGAUCUCAUUGUGAACAAUUCAUUGGUGCAUGUUAUUUGAAAGAAAAAAGUCUACACAAUCUUUAAUCAAAAUGUAAUAAAUUGCUCUGACUUUGAAACAACUUUCCUUUUUGGCUGAUAUCACCAAAGCUUUUUAUUUUUCAACCCCUCCCGUUAACCGUUUUUUCACUAUCCAAUCAUAUCUGAUGGAUGAAAUCAAGUCCCGCUCUACAUUUUUUUUUCCCCUUCUGAAUAUCCCUUUCACUUGGAAAUGACACAUAAUGGAAAUAAAAUGGGUUGCAAAUGGCAUUUCAUGUUGACUUUAAGGCUUGAUUAGUGAACAAUUAUUGCCAUUUCUGUUAUUUGUCAAAUGUAUGCAUUGGAGCUCAUAGUCCACUAAAACACAUCUUAAACUGGCUUUAUCUACUGUAGGCUUAAUGCAAAUAUAAGCUUGACCUAAUAGUCUUUUCCUCUUGUAUGUUCUGUUUGUUACUGGAUAUGAUGUGACAAUAAAUGAAGGACCAGAUGUUUAGGAUUGAGUGAGGCUGUUGGACUGUCAUUGGCUGGCCAUACCCCCCUGCAGUGUUUGUGUGUACUACAGCAGUGAAUGGACUGAAGGGGUCUGUGAGGGUGGGCUACAUUAACUAGAUAAUAACUGGAUUAUGCUAUUGUAUCUGCAUCACCAAAUAGCCAGUGUCAGUACAUACUUAUUGAAUAAAAUCAAUGGAAUCAUCUUCA